Messenger RNA from Pelagomonas calceolata, 756 nucleotides. The record is from the annotation of a GenBank genome assembly. Lineage: Eukaryota; Pelagophyceae; Pelagomonadales; Pelagomonadaceae.
UAUUUUUGGCUGCCUACACGCACCACCAGUGCCUGGUGGUUCGCAGCGAUCAUUUUUUAUUCCACGCGAAGCCGCCGCACGAGCACUGCGACGCCAAACGCGUGUAAACCUGCUGCACGACCUUUGCGCUGCAGGGUCCGUAAAAUCCAUUGCGAUUGCGAGGCGGGGCUACUCGGGCUACUCGAGCUCGCGCCAGCGUCAAAAGAAAACAUGAGCGAUCCGCCAGCAAAAAGAGCGAAGCCCGACCCCUACGCCAAGUGGCAGUCGGCGCGCGACGAAAAGACGGGAGCGGUCUACUACUACCACGUCGACUCCAAGAAGACGUCGUGGACGUGGCCGCCGCCGCUUGACGAUGGUGAUAAAGCGGACACGCCUUCAUCAGACGUGCCGGAGUUCGAGGCGAGCGCGACGUACGCCGGCCGCCGGCCGGGCCGCGUGUUUAAGCGCGGCGACCGCGGCCAGGGCUAUUAUAGGGACCGAGCACCAAACGAGACGGCGGCGCUCCCGGGCAACCUGAGCUUCUACCCGUCCAAAACGUUCGCGGGCCACAAGCCGGGCAUGGUUUUUCGACGGGGCGACCGCGGCCAGGGUUAUUAUAGGGACAACCCCUUCGGCGGCGUGCCCGUCGGCCAGAAGUGCGAGCGGUACAACCCCCACGCCUGACUGGCUCGUUCUGUGUCCGUUGCUCGGUGUCGACCUCCACGCCGUCGAGCAGAGGCAGGAAUGGGAAUAGUAGUAGUAAAUCACACAAGUCUU